CUUGCAUCAUGUCAGAUGAGUGGGAGAAAGAAUAGUUGGUUCAGAAUCACUAUUAGUCUAUGUUGUAAUGUAGACAGCUCAGAAAAAAGGAAGCCCUUUUUUAUUGGCAAGUCUUGCAUGCCUCAGUGUUUCAAGCCUCAACACCUGGAAGAAAGAGGAUUUUAUUACUGUGCUAAUCAGUCUGCCUGGAUGACAGUAGUACUCUUCCAAGAGUAA
This is a messenger RNA of Fomitiporia mediterranea MF3/22, 216 nucleotides long. RefSeq lists its product as uncharacterized. Gene Ontology annotation, molecular function: nucleic acid binding. The transcript has a single exon. The record is from RefSeq and is a predicted model, not a curated record. The annotation marks the transcript as partial. NCBI's taxonomy places the organism in Eukaryota, Fungi, Basidiomycota, Agaricomycetes, Hymenochaetales, Hymenochaetaceae.